CUGGAGCAGCGCUGCUGCCGCUGCCAGCGGGCGGGACGAGCGGCAACAGCCUCACACGUAGGACGCGCCCCCCCUUGCCCGGCCCGGCCCGGCUCUCCUCUCCGCCCCGCCCCGCUGCGCCGGCCGGGGCAAGGCAGCGGCUGGCGUGCUCUGGCGGCUCUGAGGCCGGAGACCCGCGGUUCUCUCAGCAGCCAUGCGGCUGCUCACCGCCGCUUCCUGCGCGCUGCAGGCGGCAGCGCUGCUGUUGCUCGCCCGCGGCUCCCGAAAUCAAGAGAUAACCAACUCCAGCAGUACUGCACCCUUAACUACAAUUCCAGGUCAUAAGUUGCAAGGCAAUGACAGUUCAUCCAAUAUUACUGUUUCAUCACCCACACUAUCUGCAGCAACCUCUGCAGUAGGUGUGUCCAACAGUGCUACUCAUCUGACUGGUACCAAUCAGCCCACCAACACCACUGUCACCCUGACAACUCAGCCCACCAAAACCAGCCAGACAGCAAAUUCCACCACAGCUUCAUCAGUCACAUCAUCACAAUUAAAUAUUACAGUGGUGACAACUUCCAAGACUUCUUUCUCUUCUGUAACAGCCCCAUCAAAAUCUGAGGCUGUCAUAACCAAAACCUCCAGAUUUGAUGUGGGCAGUUUUGUGGGUGGCAUUGUGCUGACACUUGGAUCUCUGGUUAUUCUCUACAUUGGCUGCAAAACCUACCACUCCAGAAGAGGCAUUCAGUACAGAACCAUUGAUGAACAUGAUGCCAUCAUUUAAAGAGACUUCAGGGAAGACAGUGUUGGAAACCCAUCCUAUCUCAGCUGUUACAACUUUCCUUUCAUACAGAAGAUCACAGCUUCUAAACCUGUCUUGGGUGUUAUCCUGCAAAAUGUUUAGGAGCUCUUUAAACAUCCUGGUGUUUUUUUUAUUUGCAUUGGCUUUCAUAGUAAGAAGAGGAACUUGGCACUUUGUAGAGACAGUAAUUUUAAAGUACACAAAUCUCUGGAAUAGAGCACAGUGGAUAACAUCAUUGCAAUUCUAAGUUCAGUUAUUUCUCAAAUUGUGUGAAUCCAACAUGUUCCAUAAUGGAUAUAGUAGGUUAAAUAAGGUACCUUUGUAACCAAGCAUAAAUUUUUGCAAGUAAAAUGUUGUGGGUUUUUUUACUAAUAUUUUGUAUGAAAUUGUAUUUAUUUUGAAGUUUGAUGUGAGCUUUAGUUUACAGAUCUUGGGUUUUGAACAAUUCAAUUAGUUAAUUUUUGUUAGGCUAUGAAGGGACUUGGUUUGUUAACUGUAUAGAAGUGAGGAUGAGUACUUUAAACUCCAGCAACCUGCAGAGACUUUCCUUACCAGGCUGUACCAUGAGAGAAGCUGCAGGAAGCCUGGACAGACUGCAGCUACACCUACCAAAACCCUUUUCUCCAAGUGGGUCCUUAUGGACCCUUAGUCUCAAUGGACUGUGUGAUCAGUAGCUUCUUCUUUCUAGCACAUUCUAAUGAAGAUAAAAUAAAACUGGAAAAAAGUAA
Messenger RNA from Calypte anna (Anna's hummingbird), 1509 nucleotides. It is a transcript of the gene TMEM123, whose product is annotated as transmembrane protein 123. The coding region runs from base 194 to 763 and encodes 189 amino acids. The transcript has 6 exons. NCBI's taxonomy places the organism in Eukaryota, Metazoa, Chordata, Aves, Apodiformes, Trochilidae. Gene Ontology annotation, cellular component: cytoplasmic vesicle. The record is from RefSeq and is a predicted model, not a curated record.